GGGGCAUGGGGGAGGUGUUGCUGGUUACUGCUGCUGUUUGCUCAUAAGAAAGCAAAAGAAUAACAAGCGUCAUAAGCUUCAUUCCUUUCCUUCUCCUCUCUCGUUCCUUGUCAAGACAGAAAAAAUACUUCCUUUCCUUUGUCGCCUUCAUCGCCAUCGCCUCCUCCCAUCCUCCACCCAGCUUCUAUACCCAUUCUCUUCUGCUCUAGCAUCAUCCCAGAGGCACCAGCUCACGAUCAACUGUCCCUCCCCCCUGCGACCUUAACAUUCGGUCAGGCCCUAGACUGUAAAACACAUAUCCCCGAUGAGCAGGCACUCGAGCAUCUCCUCCUACUACCAGCCAAGUUCCCGUCCAGACUCACCCGUGCCCUUCUCCUCCACCGCCUCCUCCUCCUCGUCCAAUCCUCAGCACCAACAACUGCCGCAACAGCAACAGCAGCCACCGCAGCAACCACCCCCACCACCGAGGAACCAAAAGGCAGACCAGAUCCUUCAGAACUUUUAUGUCAAGGUCAUUCAGAUUGUAACCUUGGCCCGCGUGACCCAUACCGAUGCGCAUGCAGGCAAUACUCCUCGGAAAGGAUCCUUGCGUGGUGUCCCACUUGUGAAGAAGACCAGCAAAUGGUUCAACUUGGAGCUGGAGGAUCUGGAUAUCUACAAAGAGGAUGCCAAAUUCUGGAGGGCAAGGGCGAUCACGGAAUCGCCACCGCCCAUGCUAGUGGAGCUGUUACUGGAUACAUCGGAGCUGUCAUCAAAUCAGAUGCUAGUUCUCAUGGACGAGAAUAACCGCAAGAACAGGGUCGACAUCACAGGACCUUCUUCGACGGCAGCGACAACACCGCUGGGGCAGGGCAGGACGCGGCGUAACAUCAUCCUAGAGUCAUGGUCCCUAACACUCAGUGAUACCCCGCCAGACCCAGUUCCAGAACCACCCGUGGUCUACAAGAAGUCCAUCAUCUUUUUCCGAUCCUUGUAUGCAUACAUGCGUCUAUUGCCCGCCUAUCAGCUUUAUCGCCGCCUCCGGAAGCAGAACCAUCCCCUCAAGAUCGGGUUCCGGGUCAGUCGUGGUCACAGUCCAGAGGAGAGCAUGUUUCGCGAUUCGGAGAUUGGCAUUGAGGUGCCUUUGAUUGAGGGAGAGGCGCGACCUAUGCUUUCAGAGUAUCGCUUCGGACAAGUCGAGACACCCAUUGGGUACGUGCGUAGACCAUAUCGUUGUGGGCCGAUUGGCUGAUUUGCAGGCGAAG
Gamsiella multidivaricata is the source of this 1244-nucleotide messenger RNA. RefSeq names its product autophagy-related protein 13-domain-containing protein. Gene Ontology annotation, cellular component: Atg1/ULK1 kinase complex; extrinsic component of membrane; phagophore assembly site. Lineage: Eukaryota; Fungi; Mortierellomycota; Mortierellomycetes; Mortierellales; Mortierellaceae. The transcript has 5 exons. Bases 305 to 1231 code for a protein of 308 amino acids. The record is from RefSeq and is a predicted model, not a curated record. Gene Ontology annotation, biological process: piecemeal microautophagy of the nucleus; autophagosome assembly; mitophagy.